Molecule: messenger RNA, 3283 nt
Organism: Chelonia mydas (Green sea turtle)
Lineage: Eukaryota; Metazoa; Chordata; Testudines; Cheloniidae
Gene: PLP1
Product: proteolipid protein 1
Exons: 7
Coding region: 359-1192 (277 amino acids)
Biological process (GO): central nervous system myelination; axon development
Cellular component (GO): plasma membrane; myelin sheath
Molecular function (GO): structural constituent of myelin sheath
Source: RefSeq, a predicted model, not a curated record
UGCUGCAGAACUGCCUGAUCUGCCCACAUGAAACGGCUGGAGCGCCUGCUUUCUGGGGAAACAAACGAAUCUGUGGCAGAGAGAAGUUGGCAGCCAAAGACAGUAGGGUACGACGGAGCUACCCCCGAGAUGAGGGAGUAGCUCUGGUGAGGGGGAGGGAGAAUGGGAGGAGGAGAAAAGGGUGGCCUGUCUCUUUAAGGGGGCUGGCUGUCAAUCAGAAAGUCCUUUUCUUUGCUGGAGAAGAGGCCAGAGAUAUUCAGAGAGAAAAAGUAAAGCAGCGGCAAGGAUUGUUCCAGCUGAACAAAGCGAGACACAAAGGGAAACGAGGUGACAAGGGAUUUGACUGAGUCCAGAGGCAAUGGGUUGGCUAGAGUGCUGCGCAAGAUGUCUGAUAGGGGCACCCUUUGCUUCGCUGGUUGCCACGGGGUUGUGUUUCUUUGGGGUAGCACUGUUUUGUGGCUGUGGGCACGAAGCACUCACUGGCACCGAGCGGCUAAUUGAGACCUACUUCUCCAAAAACUACCAGGAUUAUGAGUAUCUUAUUGAUGUGAUCCACGCGUUCCAGUAUGUCAUCUAUGGAACGGCUUCUUUCUUCUUCCUCUAUGGAGCCCUCCUUCUGGCCGAGGGCUUCUACACCACUGGUGCCGUCAGGCAGAUCUUUGGCGACUACAAGACCACCAUCUGCGGCAAGGGCCUCAGCGCUACGGUAACAGGGGGCCAGAAGGGGAGGGGUUCCAGAGGCCACCAUCAAGCUCACUCUUUGGAGCGGGUGUGUCAGUGUUUGGGAAAAUGGCUAGGACAUCCCGACAAGUUUGUGGGCGUGACCUAUGCUCUGACCAUCGUCUGGCUCCUGGUGUUUGCCUGCUCUGCUGUGCCCGUCUACAUUUACUUCAAUACCUGGACAACAUGCCAGUCCAUUGCCUUCCCCACCAAGACCUCUGCCAGUAUAGGCACGCUGUGCGCUGAUGCCAGGAUGUAUGGUGUCCUUCCAUGGAAUGCUUUCCCAGGAAAGGUGUGCGGCUCAAACCUUCUGUCCAUCUGUAAGACCCCUGAGUUCCAAAUGACCUUCCACCUGUUUAUUGCCGCAUUUGUUGGUGCUGCAGCCACACUGGUUUCACUGCUCACUUACAUGAUUGCCGCUACUUACAACUUUGCCGUCCUCAAACUCAUGGGCCGAGGCACAAAGUUCUAGUCUGCCAGAGGGAGCCGGGAUAUCCAAAAUGCCCUUUUUUCUCUAACCAUGAGGCUUUAACAAUGCAGCCACCCAAUACCAGGUCUCCUACUUUAACUCCAUCUUCACCGCUGACUCCCCCUCUUCUUCCUCUAUUGUAUCCAUCACGAUGAGCGUCACAAGGAUGGGGAGACUCCCGACGAUGGAUACGUCCUCAUGCACUUUUCUCUCGGUGUACGUCUGUAGCUAUGUUGCUCCACAGCAAGUCUUGCUGGGAAUAGGGAAAGUUAAACGAAGAGGAUUUCCUGCCAGGCCAAAAACAGGAAAAGCAGAUGAGGGAUUUACUCCAACUUCCUGACAUUUCCUAGAAAUAGGAACGAGCCUUUCUGCUUCUGGGAGGCAGGAAUCAAUGUUGGUUGCUCUACUAUGAGUGAGAAAUAUGCUUCAUGCUACAUAGAGAGAGGAGGAAGUGGCCUGGCCUUGAUUCCAUCACUAGAGACUCUCCUUGUUAUAAAAGACACAGAACUCGCUUCCAACUUCAUACUGCAGAUGGAAGAGAAGAGGACUUCUCCAUGGUAAAGAAAGAGAAUUUACCUUAAUCUGCCUGAUGCAGCCAGGGUAAAAGGGGUUUAGAGCAAGGAUCUUCCCAAUAUGGGGAGAGAGCACAGACCCCGAUGCUCAUAGAAUCCCAAUUCCUUAACCCAGCCGACCUACUUAAAGCAUAAAGGAGCUUGGUGUCUCUGUAGACUAAGGGGACUCUUGGUCUUACACCUCAACAGAAAUAGAAUUAGAAUUGUCUCAGCAUUGAACGGGAGCCACUCCCUGUGUCCCCUACUGCAGGCCCUAAGCAGUAGGGGAGAGAUGGAUAACAGCUUGGACUAGAAGGACUUCUCUAACCAGGGACCUGAGAGUGUAAACCCAGAGGGGUCCCUUUUGCAGACACGGGAUAACUCUUUGGACUGUCUGUCUUUGCGCGUCUUUCCUCUUGUAACAAGCUGUGCACAUUGAACUCUGUCAUACCUUCACAAUGGUGCUCUUCUCUUCGGGUGACAUUUGCUUCCGUAAUGUUCUGUAAAUCGAAGAUCUUGAUUUGUUUCCGAUUCGUACUAAAUUUAACCUUUUCCCCACUCCCAGCCCUCCCUUUUUUUCAAUGGUUUCCCGUGAGCCAGGCUGUAUAUUCUGAAACUGGCCAAAACCUGAAAGAUUCAGUGUCUCAUUUUGACCAUGGCCAGUCAUUCAGAAGCAAUUAAAUAAAUGACUAAGGGGGGGCACAGCGCAUUCUGCAUGAUUGGAUUUGCACAGUCUUUAAAUAUGGCCAUUUUUGUACAAAUCCAAACCCUCCAGCUUCCAUUUAGGUGUUUCUCACUGGGCAAGUUUCUGAGCCAAUGUUUGCGUAUGCAGCCAAACUUGGAAUGAGAUUUCGAUGUUUCCCUUUUCAUUGGAGACACUAGGAUGGGGAAAGGAUCGUAUUAUUUCGACAUGCUUAAGAGAGGGCAAGGUUCCGAUCGAGAAGCUGCGCCCCAUUGUACACUGACCGCUGCCAGAAGUUCUCAGCAGUCACACGACCGCAGCGGCCACAGACAGGGAGUAAAAAGUCCAUGUCUGCUGAAUACUCCUGGUUCCAGCCUUUCCCCUUCUGUUUUUGUUUAACUUUCGGUGAAGAAAUUUGGCUUGGUGUUUAUUUAUUGAAGAAACUACUUUCCGUGGCAGACUGUAGAUCCUUCAUUGCAGCGAUUCCAACGCUGGUUUCAGCAGGGACAAAAUCAGCUAGCAGUUCUGCCAAGCAGGGAGCUUGGUGCAUCUUUGCCACCAUGUAUGCUGAAAUAGAUUGGUUAGACUCCCCAGUGCACAUAGGUUUUAGGAGGGGGUGGGAUGAGAUGGGGUAGGGCAGAAUGGGAUGGGAAGAAAUCAGUUAAGAUCAGGAAAAUGAAGUCUUGUAUUUUGUAUUGUUUUAAUAAUAUAACAAAUAACCAACCCCUCUCCCACCAUCCCCCUUGCCCCUGGAACUCAAACACACCCACAAAAAUGAAAGUUAAUCAACUGAAAGUGUUUCCUUCAUUUCUGAUCUAGAAUUUCAACUUUUUAACCAAUAAAAAGGAGCACGUUUUUAAA